This is a messenger RNA of Mauremys reevesii (Reeves's turtle), 10996 nucleotides long. RefSeq names its product NIMA related kinase 7 (gene NEK7). The transcript has 12 exons. The record is from RefSeq and is a predicted model, not a curated record. The coding region runs from base 555 to 1463 and encodes 302 amino acids. Gene Ontology annotation, biological process: protein phosphorylation. Gene Ontology annotation, molecular function: ATP binding; protein kinase activity. NCBI's taxonomy places the organism in Eukaryota, Metazoa, Chordata, Testudines, Geoemydidae.
GGAGCGAUAGUUGGAUUUGGUCAGCUGAAGAGAGAAGCUGAAAAUUGAUGAAAGUUUAGUGAUGUCCACAGAAACCCCUAGAGAAGAGAAAAAUAGGGGGAGUCAGGGCAGGAGAGUGAAUAGGCAUCUGGGUAAAGUGUGUGAGCAGUGCAGUAAGACAGAGAGGGCGAAAGACAAAACCCACAGGGUCAGGGAAAAGGGAGAGCAAAGACAGGCAAAGUGAGAAAAGCAGUGAGAACCCUCCUGGAACAAGACAAGUGACCUCCAGCCAGAUUUAAAAAAACCCACAACCCUCUAGAUAGAUGGGAAUACAUCUCCUUGGAUAAACUACUUGAAUCCAACACAGUUCAUGGACCUGGAACUCAGAUGAACAUUCAUUAAGAAUCAUUCUAUAUACAUUCUCAAAUUUUAUGGCAAGAACAAGAAACAGUGGAAUGGGCAGAAGGAAACAUGAAGUAUCUGAAGAUGCACCUAAGGUUUUGUGAAUAUAACUGACCAUCGAGUUCUGCUGUCAGCUCUUCUACUGGAGAACAUAAAAAGCCCUGUUUGAUACAAUGGAUGAACAGUCACAAGGUGUGCAAGGGACUCCUGUUCCACAGUUUCAACCACAGAAAGCCUUACGUCCUGAUAUGGGCUACAAUACGCUAGCUAACUUCCGCAUAGAAAAGAAGAUCGGCCGUGGACAGUUCAGUGAAGUUUACAGAGCAACUUGCCUUUUGGAUGGGGUACCAGUAGCACUGAAAAAGGUGCAGAUAUUUGAUUUAAUGGAUGCCAAAGCCCGGGCUGACUGCAUCAAAGAAAUAGAUCUUCUUAAGCAACUGAAUCAUCCAAAUGUAAUUAAAUACUAUGCCUCCUUCAUUGAAGACAAUGAGCUAAACAUAGUGUUGGAAUUAGCAGAUGCUGGAGACCUCUCUAGAAUGAUAAAGCAUUUUAAGAAACAGAAGAGGUUGAUUCCUGAAAGGACAGUUUGGAAGUACUUUGUUCAGCUGUGCAGUGCACUGGAACAUAUGCAUUCUCGUCGUGUCAUGCAUAGAGAUAUAAAGCCAGCUAAUGUGUUCAUUACAGCUACAGGGGUAGUAAAGCUUGGAGACCUUGGACUUGGACGAUUUUUCAGCUCCAAAACCACAGCUGCACAUUCUUUAGUGGGUACGCCUUAUUACAUGUCUCCAGAGAGAAUACAUGAAAAUGGAUACAACUUCAAAUCUGACAUCUGGUCUCUAGGCUGUCUGCUAUAUGAGAUGGCUGCACUGCAGAGUCCCUUUUAUGGUGACAAAAUGAACUUGUACUCUCUGUGCAAGAAGAUAGAACAGUGCGACUAUCCACCUCUUCCUUCAGAUCACUAUUCAGAAGAACUGCGACAAUUAGUUAACAUAUGCAUCAACCCGGAUCCAGAGAGGCGACCAGACAUAGCCUAUGUCUAUGAUGUAGCGAAACGUAUGCAUGCACACACUGCAAGCAGCUAAAUAGACAAAAGAUCAUGAAGAAAAGAACCUGAAAUUUUCAAGUAUUUUUGUGCAAAUCCUCCCACUCCUUUUUCAUCUGUGUUACAUAAAUGUAGUUAUUCAGAACAGACUGAUGUGCUUUGAAUUGUGAACCAGUUUACAUACAAGCUUCCUGAGCUAUUUUUUACCAAUUGCAGUUUAAAAAUAUACGUUUAAAUGGUAAAUAAAAAACAGAUUUAAAGUGUAAAGUAUACUAUGGAAAAUAGUGGUUCCUGACAGCUUUAAAAAUAGUGAUUUCAAAUGUAUUUUCAAAUGUAUUUUGUUAAUAACAAAAUUGCAAUCAGUUGGGAAUUCAAUUCUAAAACAUCAUAGCACUGCAGUUUUGCACGAUAUGGAUAUUAGGCUUAUUACCUAGAAACAAAAUGUUUGAAUCUUUCUCACUUUUUAUAACUUAUGGAAGUUAUGAAUCAACACAAUUAAUGAGUUUAUUUUAAUUUUUGUUCUACAAGGGAAAUAAUUGUAAGAGAUUUUUUUUUGUAUUUUAUAAUGAGUUGUACGUAGUUUGCAGUCCAUCUUCUCAAGAUAAGUGAAGAUGGAAACCAUCUGAUUAGCUGUUUUGUUGAAAUGGCAACUGUUAAAUGUGAAAAAAAGUUUUUUGGCAAAAUUGUCAGACACUCAAAAAUCUCUGUAACUUGUCCCUUUUCUUUGUGUUAUCGUGACUUAAAUUAACCCAGAAAAUUGGCUUUAAGGGUUUGGUUUGGCUAGGUUAAACCCCAUACUUGCAAUUUGAUUGGUAUGGCUUGACCUGCAUACCUGUGCAGCACUUCGUUGACUUCAGUGGGUCUGUGCACAGUCAGAUCCUAAAACCCUUGCAGCUUCCUGUUGUGGUAAAUGGGGUUCGUCUGCACAGGCACAUGACUGUCUGAACAGGCCUGUUUGAAGGAUGAGGGCCUUAAGUUACAACUCCCUAGGAAUUUCUGUUUGUGGUGGUGUUUCUAGAUUUUGUUUUUAAAUCCUUUGGAUGACCUUAUACUACUAUAUUUUUAAUUCCUUCUAAAAAUACUUUUUUAAUCCAAUGCCUAUUGCCCAAAAUACAACUGUUCUCUGUAAUACAAACAUGUUUCAUAAAAUACCUGGUUUUGUUAUCUACCCUAUCUUUUAUUUUAUGGCCCUAAAAACAUUGUUUAUAUGCUGUAAAAGUUACUUUAGCUUUUGUGUUUAAAGAAAAAAAAUCAGUGCUGCUUUAUUUGUGUAGUCAGCAUAUUUGUUGAUUAUACUUUAAAAUGUUAUUUCACCAAUAUUUUAUCUGAGUUGGAAAGUAAGUUCAAAAUAUUUUGGUUACACUUAUAUUGGUCACUGUGUAUGCAUGAAUGAUUUAUUUUAUUUGGAAGUGAAAGUAAGUACACACCAAUACAUUGUACCUAUAAAUACUGAUGAAAAUUGAGGUCUAAUAUUUUUAAACAAACACAUAAAGCUGUCAAAGUGGUUCAUUGCUGCAAGGUUGACAAUGAGAAUUUUAUUGAUACCAGCUUUAUUGUUGAGAUGUAGUUAGUUUAAAUCUUUUUUGAUACAAAAAGUCAGGAAAAAGUAAAAAUUCAAUACUUACAUGUAAAUAUUGGAUCUGUAUACAUUAAGUUCACUAUGCAUUCAACAUUUAUAAUGGUUGUUUUUCCACAUUUACUUUAUUAAACAAGUUUGCAUAGAUAGUAAAAUGAACACUGUGCAGCAAUAGUUCUGUUUCUUUGAUAGUAACCUUCCUUUGAUUUGACAUAAUUCAUAAACAAUAAGAACCUAGCUAUGGAUUUAUAGACAAGUUUCAACACAUAGAAAAGUUUUUAAAUGUUAAGAAAUGACAUCCUAUUGAAAACUAUUUGUUUUAAAAAAUUCAGUAUUUUUUAUACAUCUGGGACAGAUCCUCAGCUGCUUGAAAGUGGUGUAGCUGCAUUGAUUUAAAUCAACUGAGAAUCUGUGCUGUGAUUUAAUGACAAAGGUGCUUUGUUGUAGGAUGAAUCCUUAGUUUUUCGUCUAGCUGUUCUGUGUGUAUUGAAUGUAAUCUUUGGGGGCUUCAUUGAGACUACUACAAUGAGUAAAAAUAGUCAUCUGUAAAUGUUGUCAGGAUUGGCCCCCGUCUUGCCUAUCUCUGUCUGGCAACCUUUACAUUGAGCUUCUAUUGAAUAUAUCAAUUAAUUUACUAGUUCUUGGUGACUGUUGUGUUCCAUAAGAUUUGAAAUUAAAUAAAAUAGUUUGUACUAAAACAGGGAACAGAGUAGUAUUUGCUUGACCACCAGCAAUAACUGUUAGUAUGCAAAAUUAUUCAAGUCAUUCUUUUAAUCUGUUCUGUUUCUGAUAAACAACAUUUACAAGGAUUGAAAAAAUUGUACACAGUGAAGUUAUUUCUAUAAGAUAGUCUAUUUAUUUUAACCUCUACUUAGGUCAAAUAUGCACAUCACUUUUCCUGAAGAAACUAAUAUUUUUAGGCAAAAAUUAUUUCUGGAAGGCUGCAUGGUAAGAAAAUUAUGGGAAUAGUUGAGUUAGAAAAUACACCUAAAAAUGCUAAGACUUUUUUUUUUUAAAUUGAUGAUUUAACCUUAUGUAAAAUAAGUAAUUCUUAUUUUAAAAGAAUUAAAAUAAUGGUAUAGAGAUGAUCCAGUUAAAUCUUAGGUGUUGCAAACAGUUUCCCAAUGAAGAUGAAAAUGCUGGGCAGCCUAGUGUAAUAUAUUGAAGUUUACAAAGGGUAAAUGAAGUUUACCCCUGUUUAAGGGUCAGGUUCUACAACUUACUCACACUAAAUAGUACUUAACGUAAAUACAUAGAACUACCAUGUAAGUAAAGACUGUAAAAUCUAUCCCUUAAUAAAGUGCCUGACAGCAUAUAAGAAUUAUAAAUAUAGUAAUAAUUAUUGCAACCAUUUCUUGAAUGCCUUACCAUUUUAAAUAGCUUCUAUUACAAAACACCAUUCUAGUUGCCACAUACUGUAGGUAUUGUUAACAUUUACCAUAUUUAUUUUACCAGUUGCAUUAAAUGCUUUCCUUUUAAAUGAGUAUUACAUUAUAACCAAAAAUGUGUAAUUAUUCUCUGCCUUAUAUUUCAAUAGUACUGUAAUAUUAUUGUCUUCCUUUGUGAAAUACGGUAUUUUGUUGUGUUUUGAACACCCUUGCUGAGAAGUCUGCUCUUGGUCUUAAACUACUUUGCUGUACAAUAUUCUAAUAUAAAUAAAACGUACAAAAAUUAAAUAUAAUGUAAAAAUCAUAGCACUUCCAUGAUAGUUUCUGGAGCCUUUCCUAUUACAGAUAGGUAACAGCUAGUAAUAUACAUAUCUUGUGAAUAAUCUGUUGCUACCAGUAAUUGAUUAUAGAUGAGAGUUAUUGAAUGGUGCAAGAGAAAGUUUUAAAAUCUUUAUAACAUAUAUCAAAAGUGCAGAAAAUACUACAGCAAGCAUGUUCAUGAUUGCAUAAAUGUAAUGCUUUUAGGUAAUACUUUUAAAAGAAUAUUUUUAAAUUAAAAUGAGGGUAUAUCUGAAAAUCUUAAAAAAUAAGUAUAUGUAUCAUAAAAAAGAAUGAAAGCCCCAAUCCUGCAAGCUACUGUAUGUGGGUGGACCCUUCUGCCUUCAUGGAGUUCCACUGAUUUCAGUGGGCUGCUUGUGCACACAGGUUGAGUAAAUAGUAACUGCUGUACAGUGUAUGCAAACGACUUCUGUUUAUUCAACAUACCAAUUAGACCUUUAUCUUUCACUGUUCUGUAUUGCAAAUUACUGUGCUUUAUUUCUUUUCUGUACAGUUCAACUGUUAAGAUAGUAAUAAGAUUAGUGGUCUGAUCAUUUGAGUGUUUCUUUUUAAUGGAUAGGAAUUUUACAAAAUAUGGCAGAUGUAUAAAAAAAAUUAAGUGUCUGAGAAGGCUUGUGUUUCAUUAAUGUACUAAAGCCCUAAAAGGUAAAAGUCUUGGUAGCUGCUUGAAAGUGGGGGAGGUCGUGGUACUGCCUGUGCCCAGUGUGGUUUUCUGCAGCAAUCCCCCAUCCCCCAAUCUCUACUUUAGUUGCUGCAAAGUAUUGUUGAAUUAGGGUCACGGCAAAAAAAAGAAAAAAGGCGAGGGUGCUGAGUGGAGAGUGCUGUGAUUUACAGAGCUGGGUUAGCGAGCUCUGCAAGUGGAUUCAGGAAGGCUCAUAAUUUACUAGUUGAACUUGAAUGUAUCUGUCAGAAAACCAUCCAAUUUUGAUUAAAAAAUUGCCCGUGAUGGAGUAUCCACCAGGAUCCUUGGUAAAUUGUUCAAAUGGUUAAUUACUGUCUCCGUUAAAACUUUACACCUUAUGUCUAGUCUGAAUUUGUCUAGUUUCAACUUACAUCCAUUGGAUUUGGUUAAACCUUUGUCUGGUAGAUUAAAGAGCCCUCUAUUAUCAAUUUCUGUUCCCCACAUAGGUCCUUAUACACUGUGAUUAAAUGACCCCUUAAUGUUCUCUGUGAUAAAUUAAAUAGAUGGAACUCCUUUAGAGUGAGGGGACUGUAAGUUCUUGAAAUGUGGGGAAUGGUGCUAGUUUGGGAGAUAGGUUCUGGGUGGUGGAUUUUAGAUCACUGAUCUCUCCAUUACUUGUAACUCUCUCGUAUAACAAUCAGUAUCCUAGGCCAAUCCAACCACUUCUAAUCCCUAUAUCUAAUCAGUGAGGAAGUUUCAUAUUCCUAAACUCCAAUCUUUGUAGGUUUGUCAAUGAGCCCAAAUAUGUGGCUGCCCAAACCUUGCUUCCAGAAUCACCCUGCAAAGCUGAGAUCCUGUAUUUAAAAAACAAAACAAAACAAAAAAAAUGGGUCGGGGGAGAACAGGGGGACAUAAAGACACACUAGCUAUUCAGAAUGGUUUACUUUUUAUUUAUUAUAGAUUUUGAACAUGCAAUAAGUAUGGAUCUCCCAAGCCUCAAUCUGGUCCCUUCCCUGAACCAUGUCCUACUUCCCUUUGGCCUGUUCCCUUACUUUUAUGCUCAUCACUGAGGUACUACUGCAAAUAUUAUUCUACUCCCCCGCAUUCCCCUUGCUUUCAUAUCUCCUGCUUCCUCCUGAAGUCUGGCACAAUCUCCAGAAAUAUCACUGUGAUCAUUAUCUACCACUCUUUCCAUCUCCUUGGUCUCAAUGAGACAUGGCUUUCUGCUGACGACUUUGCUUCUCCUCUCACCCUUUUCCAAACAGAGACAUGGGUGGCCCCAGACUCCAUCUUUCAUCCUGUUGUCUCUUCCAACCCCUGCUUGUUUUGAAGUCCACUACAUCUAGUUCUUCUCUCCCAUAUCCCUCCAAGUGGCCAAUAUCUGUUGCAUCCCUAGCUAAUCCUGGUUUCUCCAUGACUUUGCUAAGCUCUCUUCUUUCCUGACUCCUCAAUCUCUACUCUCAUCCUGAGAAAUUUCUGUUUUCAUACUGAUAACCAGUCUGACUCCAUUCUCUGUUACUUCCUUUGUCUAACCACUUUCUUUGAUUUUUAGCUUUGGACAGACUUUCUCACUGUCUUAAUCACUCCUGUGACCUUGUCUUUAUUAAAUUCUGUUCUCUUUAUGAUCUCAUUCCUGAAUUCCUUCUCUCUGAUCACCACUUGCUCUCUUUCAGCAUCUCCUCUACUAUGUCACUCACCCCUUUUGUGAUCACCGGUCUAUUAACCUUUCUGACAUCUCUACUACUCUCAGCCACCUCCUUCGCUCCUUGACCUCUCUCCUGUUGACUUAGUGGUCUAUUUUCAUCUGUAACUUCUCUUCUACAUGUGGCUACUUGAGUGCUUUCUUGCACCACUCUGCGUGUCCAUAUGCUCUCCAGAUGUUCUCUCCCCCACAUUCACUACCUCCAUUCCUGGUUCUGCACUUCUGAGCACCCAUGGAAAACAUAUCAGGACUUUACCAACUUUGUUCACUGCAAGUUCAUUCAUUCUUCACUUAGCUGUGCCAUAUUUUUUUCUUGACACCUUUAUUUCUCCUCCUGUAGAGACUUAUACCGCCAAUGCUCUCCCAUUCUUUUCUAUAUUCAGUUUCUUCCUUAAAUCUUCCACGUUUCCCCUGCAACAAAUACCCUCUAAUCCGUCUCUGUCCAAAAUCUAGUCACCCUCUUCACAAAUAAAUGACAUUACCUGGCAAACUGUCUACUCUGCUUUUCCCUUGAAUUCUUUCACCUACUUCUUCACUCCAGUUUUUGAGUCUAAGGCUAUGUCUACACUAUCGCGUUAAAUCACCCUAACUUACGCUAUUCCAGCUACAUGAAUAAUGUAGCUGGACUCGACAUAGCUUAGGUCAACUUACUGCGGUGUCUAUGCCAUGCUGGGUUAAUGGGAGACUCUCUCCCAUCGACUUACCUUACUCCUCUCAUUCCUGGUGGAGUACCGGAGAGGGCUCAGCCGUCGAUUUAGCAGGUCUUCGCUAGACCUGCUAAAUUGACCCCCUGAGCGUCGAUCACAGCAGCGUUGAUCCCACGGUAGUAUAGACAUGGCCUGAGGUAGCUCUUCUACUAACCUAUCAAUCUGUUCUGUUUACCUCGUAUCUUCACUUAUGUAAUUGUCAUUUGUCCCCCCGACCCUUGAUUUAUCUUUUCCUUACCUUUUGCCCCCUCUCAUACGAUUCAUUUUCCUUCACAUACAAACAUUUCCCCUAUUAUGGGGAUUUCCCUCCGUAAUUCCUCUUGAUUCUCUAUCUUCUCUUCCACUCCUCUUUCUCUCAUCCAUCAUGACAUCUCAUAUUUGUCUCUAGCUUCCCCCUCUGUUCAUCCAUUUUGACUUACCCCGAUCUCUCUCCAGUUCUGCAUCUCAAGCAGACUCCGUGACAGCUCUAGGAUGUCCACCCACCAUCUCAAACUUAUUCAUUCCAAAAUUGAAUUUCUUUCCUCCUAACCCUGUCAACUCUUUGUCUCCAUGGGCCACAACCUUGCUAUCAUCUUCGAUUCUUCUCAUGUCCCACUGCCCAAUAGUCUAUCACCUUGUCCUCUUCAAUAACAUCACACUCCACUCUCGCCUCACUAUCCAGGUUUGAAGACCCUGACCAGGCCUUCAUCAUCUUUUGUCUUGAUUAUUGUUAUGUCUUUAUAUGUGAUUUGGUUCCUUUCUCCAACUUCCAAUCUAUCAAAAAUGCCAUAGCUGAAGUACAGUCCUGGAACCUUAACAUUUCUCCAGCUCUAAAAGGGGAAUUCCAUUGGGUUCCUGUAAAAACCUCCCUUUCUGCAGAAUUGGUGGCAUUUUAAGAGUACAAGGCUAUAACUCCUCAAAUCCUCUUUGCAUCUUUUUGUCUUACUGUCCUAUCUGCUUCAAAUUCAGGCUCUUUGUUCUAAGUAUCCUUACCCUAUGUAGCUGUAUGAUUUUGUUCCACCUUAUUUUCUCCUGCACACCCUCUUGCUUGCUAUGUUCUUCUUGUCUUAGGGUCUUGAUUUUAGUGGGACUACUCAUGCUUAAAAUGAGAAUGUGCUUCUGUGCUUCGAUCAGUGCAGAAUGUUCAGCAUCUUACAGGAUGGACCCGUUAGUGCUUCAAUUUUCUUUCUCCCAUUCUUAACCCUCCUCCUUCCACUAUGCAAUUCCCUAUGCCUAGAAUAGUUUCCCCAAUGAUCUUUCCUUCAAGUUCCAUUUUAAAGCCCACCCUUUCCACUCCUGUUUCCUUGAGUAUUCACUACUCUCUUACUUACCUGAACUGUUGUCCCUUCUUUUCUCUUGUAUUUAUCAUGUCUAACUUAGAGUGAAAGCUCUUCAGGGCAGAGAGUGUAAAACACUCUGUAAAUGUAUGGUGCUGUAUGUCACUUCUAAUAAUUAUAAUAUCUGUCUUUUGACUAUUCAAGAGUAGUCACAUCUUUUCCUGCAUUCUGCAGUGCCUGAGAGCAACGGACACAGAUUGUGUUACGGCUCUUCACCAAAACCGAGAGGUUGUUUUUUGAGGGCUUAAUAUGGAGCUGAGUUUUAGAUUUUGUUUAUUUUGGUAUGUGUAUGUACAAUGAAUAAAUUUCCCCCUUCUCUCAGUAGUAUCCAUUUGUACCAGAAGAGUUUCUUACAGAGGAUCAGUUAACUAUUAGACCAAAGAAUGUUUUCAUAUACCUUCAGUUUUUUACUUGUCUGCAACCAAGAAGAGUUUUAUAAGAUUACCUGCCAAUACUGAAUUUGUUUUUCUAAAACUGCCUAACUGGUUUGUAGAGGCCUUCCAUCUAGAGGCCUAUUAGCAAUCCUGUUUCAAAUCAGGAAAUGAAAGGCUGAGGCAAAUUCUGUCUGCCACUAUGGAGGCAUAAAGGAGCCUCAGACAGAACAGAAACAGCCCCAAAUAAUGGCCCGAGUACAGUGGCAUGAGUGCUCUGCAGCAUUCUCUUUCACACCCCACCCCAGCCCCUGCAGCACACAGUAUAGGACAGCUGUUCCCAAACUUUUUGCUGGCACAACCCCAUUUUUAUGAAUUACUUUCUUCCGGGACCCCAGACAGCAUCGAGGAUGCCAUUUUGAAGACCAAAAUGGUGUUCUCACAGCGUGACCUCAUGUCACUGUAUGGAGGAUGCGACUUUGUAGGAGAAAAUGACUUGCAUGCACAGUAUGUGUGAGGUCACACCACAUGGAGCAUGCCAUUUUGCUCUACAAAAUGUCCUCAGCACAGUCAUGCUGCUAAAAUGCACGCGUCGCUAGGGAUUGCUGCGACCCCAUCUACUGAUGGCAUGAUCCCAUUUAGGGUUGCAACCCACAGUUUGGGAACCACUGGUGUAAGGGCAUCCCAGGACGUGAGAGGAGGUUGCCAGAGCACAGUGAUCUCUUGGCCUGGGUCUUCUACGCUGCACAUCCGGUGAGCACAGCACAGAACCUGUUCCUCAGCAUUUUUAGAGCUAUUAGCAAAGCCCAAAAUUAGUUGAAUCUUGUGGUUAUUGUGUUAAAUGCUUUUCCUACUUGUGUUGUGGCAAGACACCGUUGGGAUCUAAUCUCAGUUUAAUUAUUGGCUGAUUAAAAUGAUGAUAUAAGGUCUUGGUAUAGCUAAUCUAUCAAAAAUCAGUGAUUAUUUUGCAGGUGGGAAUUUUAAAACAAUGGAAAAAAAUCCCUGUUUGCCUGAAAUGUACUGUAUGGGCACUCUUCUGCACGUGUUUUCAUUGAUCAUCUAACAUUGCAGUUAUGCUUUUGGUCCAUUGGAACUACAAGUAGCAUAAAAAUGAUAUUAGCAACAGGACUGCAUUUCCCUGUUUUAGGGAGGUUGGUUUUUGUUUUGUUGCUGCUUAUUUUGACUUCUUAUGUUGCUAAUAUUGUAAUAAGAUGUGAGACGAGCACCAAUGUUAAUGAAGUGUCCCAGAUAUUUUAUUAUUUUCUGAAACAAUUGUUGGUCGAACCUAAUUGUAAACUGUUUGAGUGCUCCCACGGGGCUACUGUAUACUAUAUGACGUGUAUAGUGUGUUCAUGUACCACCUGAGUGUAAAAUUAAAUGUUACCAAUAAAUUUACCAAAAAGUUAAAAGUGACAGUCCUGUGAUGUUACAGCUGUGAACACCAUGCUACGGCCUAUUAUUACUUGAUGAAUCUACAUGGUUUGAAUGGAAAAACCUGCCGGUGAGAGCUGAGAACCUAGCAAACUUAAGUUCACCGUACAAAGUUGCUUUC